AACUCCACCUCUUUAGGGUGGGGACCGAUAUUUAAGCUGCAGGACAAAAAACCUCAAAACUUCUGCGUGUCUGAAGAUAGAAAUAUACAGAAAGAGGGAAUGAAAGCAUGAUAGCUAGAUAGACAGAUUGAGAGAGAGAGAGAGAGAGAGAGAGAAAGAAAGAAAAAGAUCGAGAAACAAAAACAGAGAAACAGGAAUAAAGAGAGAGACAGAAACAGUGAGAGAGACAGAGGGGUGGAGCAACUGAUUCUGGCAGCAGAAAACUUUUCCCAACAAGCUCAGGCGGCUCCAAGACACACACACACACACACACACACACACACACACACACACACAGAGCAGACAGUGUGUAAGGCGUAGUGCACGAGUGCAGACAAAAAGGGAACAUGGGUGAAGACGAGGUGCAGUUGGAGAAGAGCAACAUGGAGAUGGAACACGAAAGUCAGGAGCUGCUGGUGCCGUCUGACCCCCAGCCAUCUCACAGCGACCCGUCCCACAGCGACCCGUCUCAACCUCUGCAGCUGGACGAGACCCAUGAGGUGAACGCCAUUACGGUGCUGACGCUGCUGGACCAGCUGGUGAAAAUGUUGGACUCGGUGCAGGAGAAGCAGCAGCAUAUGGAGGAGUGGCAGCGUGUGAUGGAGGGAUCGGUCCGUAACAUCCAGAACGACAUGAACAAACUGGUGAAGAGCAACAGCAUGACGACGAACAGCGUGAGCAAACUCCUGGAGAAGAACCUCAAGAUCAGCGCUGUCAUGAAGGAUGUGAGGGAGAAGAUGGAGAGACAGACAGUUCAAGUGAAGAAGUUGGAGGACAACCACAACUACCUGCUGCACAGAGACAACUUCAGAGUGCUCAUCUUCCAGGACAAGAAUGAGAUCCCCUCCAGUGUGUUCAUGAAGGAUUCGAUUCAUGAUGCUGAAAACAAAUCCCUCUCUCCUGAUGCUAACCGCACACAGGAAGAAGCGGAGCUUCACACCGUCCAGCUUUCCUCAGACGAGGAUCUUGCUGAAGAGGAGGAUGAGGAUGAGAUUUUGGAAGUGAUGGAGCCUCUAAAGAAAUCUCGCGCUGAGAAGAUGAAACGCUCCAGUCUGAAGAAGGUGGACAGUCUGAAGAAGGCCUUCUCCCGUGAGAACUUUGAGAAGAAGAUGAACAAGAUAGUCUCAGUGGAGAAACGUGAGAAGAUAAAGAAUAGUCUGAGUCAGAAGAACAAGGACGGUUCGUUUAAAAUCUUCCACACAAGGAAGAAUCGAGAAGGAGGUGAGAAACAUGCUGAGCACGAGACCUUCAGUGAGAUCCACACUGACCUCGCUCCAGCUCAGGAGGAGGAUGUGGAGCCCGAGGAACUGGCCAAGGAGAAGAUGGGAGGGGCUGAGAAACAGGAAGUGGAGAAGGAGGAGGUGGAAGUGGAAGUGGAAGUGGAGAAAGAGGAAGUGGAAAUGGAGAAAGAAGAAGUGGAAGUGGAGAAGGAGGAAGUGGAAAUGGAGAAGGAGGAAGUGUCACUGGAUGAUGGUGACGAGAACGAGCUGUCAAUCACAGAGGGGCUCAGGGCUGAGUAUGCACUCUCAGCCACUCUGCCACAGGAAACCUCCCACAUAUACCACAAUGCACUGCACAGAGAGGAAGAGGAGGAGGAGGAGCAGAGAGAGAGAGAGGAAGGUGAUGAAGGUGAAGAAGAGAGCACUGCUGUAGAGAAAAGGUCUUAAAGCUGGUUCAUUCUGCUCCUACUGCUGACCUUGGUGAUGAUAAAUAGGAAAUGAUUAUGUUUUGAUGAAAAGCGAGCAUCUCCAGAGUGAGCUGAGAGCUCAAUAAGUCUACAUUUUUAUUGGAAUUAAUAUAAAGAGGAAAAACCAUGUAAGUGUAAACAGUGUUUAUCAGAAACGCCUCUGCUGAUGUCUCUAAAAUCCAAAAUUUUAAUAUUUCGAGUGUAUAAUGUAAACUUUUAUUUAAAAGUUUACUAAAACACUGUCUAUACACCACAUACUGUCUUUAGGUGUGAAUUGAACGUCUUUAAAAAAGUACACUACAAUAUUUGAACACUACAGUUUAACGUCUUUAAUCUCUGAUCUUUAUUUGUGUGACUCUCUAAACUUUACUGAAAUAUUAGUGAAGUACUAAACCUUAAUCUUUAUUUUCACUCUUAAAGCUAUUAUAGAAAUAACUGAUGCUGCCAAAGAACGUGAUGAUGAUGAAUAACUCAUAACCGUCUUCACUUGCCUUGUUGCCUGUGCACCUCUUUCUGUAUUGUGCUACAAUAAAGAAAUAAAGAUUCUGAACUCUCA
This is a messenger RNA of Ictalurus furcatus (blue catfish), 2282 nucleotides long. RefSeq names its product caveolae associated protein 2b (gene cavin2b). The transcript is spliced from 2 exons. NCBI's taxonomy places the organism in Eukaryota, Metazoa, Chordata, Actinopteri, Siluriformes, Ictaluridae. The record is from RefSeq and is a predicted model, not a curated record. Gene Ontology annotation, molecular function: protein kinase C binding. Bases 387 to 1706 code for a protein of 439 amino acids. Gene Ontology annotation, cellular component: caveola; cytoplasm.